This is a messenger RNA of Sphaerodactylus townsendi, 1740 nucleotides long. Its product is annotated as protein virilizer homolog. Lineage: Eukaryota; Metazoa; Chordata; Lepidosauria; Squamata; Sphaerodactylidae. The record is from RefSeq and is a predicted model, not a curated record. Gene Ontology annotation, cellular component: RNA N6-methyladenosine methyltransferase complex. The transcript is spliced from 9 exons. Gene Ontology annotation, molecular function: RNA binding. Bases 109 to 1560 code for a protein of 483 amino acids.
AUUGCACUGAUCUUGCCGAGCUCCUCCGAAGGCACUCUCUCUGAGCUGGAGCAGCUUUCCAAUUCACUGCCAAGCAAGGAGCUGUUGGCUUCCAUCUGUGACACUCUGAUGGAGACCCUGGCGAAUGCCGAGAGCACCUAUAACUGCUUGCUGACUUGUAUUCGGACAACGAUGUUCCUUACGGAGCACGAUUAUGGAUUCUUUCACUUGAAGAGUUCUCUGAGAAAACAGUGUGAUGCUCUGCUCACUGUAUUGAAGCGAGUUGUAAGCAGCUUUAGCAAGGACCCUGGAGAAUUUGCAUCUUCGUUUUUGGAUUUCUUGAGACAAAUUCUAAAUUCUGACAUGUUGGGAUGUUGUGGAGAUGAUGGGAGCCUUGUGGAAGUAGAUGUAGCCCAUCCGGCUAGAACGCUGGGUCUGACCACUGCAGAAUUAAAACACCAGUUACAGAACAAAGAAGAACCUCCUGAGAAUCUGCUGCUUGAACUGGAGAAACUAGUUUUGGAGCGUUCUAAAGAGGACGACAACCUGGAGUCUUUGUUGGACAAUGUCGUUGGACUGCGGCAGAUGCUGGAAUCUGCCAGCGACCCUUGUCCUCUGAGUGACCAGGAUGUGGAACCAGUUCUGCCUCCCCCAGAAUCUCUCCAGAAUCUUUUUAACAAUCGGACUGCGUAUAUCUUGGCAGAUGUCAUGGAUGACCAGUUGAAGUCUAUGUGGUUCUCGCCCUUCCAGGCUGAAGAAAUUGAAACGGACCUAGAUAUGGUAAAGGUUGACCUAAUUGACCUGUCAGAAAAAGGAUGCAGCGAUUUCGACUUGCAGGCAGAGUUGGAGAGGUCCUUUUUAUCAGAGCCAUCUUCUCCUGGUCGGACAAAAACCACAAAAGGCUUUAAACUUGGCAAACACAAGCAUGAGACCUUCAUUACUUCCAGCGGGAAGUCGGAGUACAUUGAACCUGCCAAGAGAGCCCAUAUUGUGCCCCCUCCUAGAGGAAGAGGCAGGGGAGCGUUUGGCCAAGGCAUGCGGCCCCAUGAUAUUUUCCGUCAGAGGAAGCAGAAUACAAGCCGGCCGCCUUCUAUGCAUGUGGAUGAUUUUGUGGCUGCCGAAAGCAAAGAAGUGGUUCCACCAGAUGGAAUACCGCCACCCAAGAGACCUCCAAAGGUUUCACAGAAGAUCUCUUCACGUGGUGGGUUCUCGGGGAACCGAGGAGGUCGAGGCGUCUUUCACAGCCAGAAUCGAUUCUUCACACCACUUGCUUCGAAAGGAAAUUACAGUCGUCGUGAAGGAGCUAGAGGGUCAAGUUGGAGUGCGCAGAGUUCUCCACGAGGCACAUACAAUGAAAGCAGAGGUGGACAAAGCAAUUUCAACAGAGGCCCACUGCCACCCCUGAGGCCAUUAAGUUCUGCAGGCUAUCGGCCAAGUCCUCGCGAUCGUGCAUCAAGAGGCCGUGGAGGAAUUGGCCCAUCUUGGGCAAGUGCGAAUAGCGGUAGUAGCAGUGGCUCAAGAGGAAAAUUCAUCAGCGGAGGCAGUGGAAGAGGGCGUCAUGUUCGUUCUUUUACUCGAUAAAUAGACCGUUUAGAACAUCCUGACUCGGUGAAAGUUUCAGGAUGUCAACAAAAUGCUUGAGCACUCAAGGACCAAUGCUAGUAGCUGGGGCAGCAAGAGAAGGUUUUGUUUUGUUGGAAAGAAUCACAUUUUGUUUGAUACAAGAUCUGAGAUUUCAAUAAAAUGUUUUUUUUGUGUGUA